CAUGUGCGUGAGAGUAUUCAACAACAACAAUCAGCUGCUUGUACGGACCUCAGAAAAGAGAAUGUCCUUUCCCGUACAGUUUGCUGAUACAGCUGUCCUUGAUUGAUCAAUAUUAACACGAUGGCAAAACAUCUGCAUCUAGCUUUAUCGACAUCGACCAGCCACCCAAGCCAGUGAUUGUCUAACACUGCUGCAAUCAUGACGGACACCAUCAAGAGUGUGGCGGCCUCACUAGUCCUGGGGUUCCGUGAUGCUGUUUUGGGAACAAGGAGAGUCUUGAAUCUGGAUGCUGACCUCCAGGAAGAAGAAGCGGAGAAGAAGUCUAAUGAGCCUUUGACGACCCUCGCCCGCCGACGACUGGAGAAGAACAAACAUAAAGAUGUGGUGAAAGAACAUGUUCCCAGAGUAACAAAUCGAAUUUUCAUGUGUUGUGCAUGGAAUGGUGGCGUCUGCUGGCUCAGCAUCUUCGUGUUCCACUACAUGCUGCUGCCCUGUAUCUACUGGUUCACGGAGCUCAUCUCAGGUGGUUCUCUGACUCAUGGUCUUGUUUGGUCAUGGUUAUCUCCCCUUCUGUCAUGGACAUUCAGCGCCCUCUGGGUAUUGCCGCUGUUCGUUCUGUCAAAAGUAAUCAACUGUUUCUGGUUCCAGGACAUAGCAGAUGCUGCAUAUUUAAAAAUGAGAGGGAAGCCAAAGAGUCUGACACUCAGCACCUUCAUAGCCGACAUGCUCUUCAGUGUCACACUCCAGGCUUUCUUCCUCAUACAGGCAACAAUGGCUAGUUCUCUGCCGAUCUACGGAGUGGGCCAACUAGUCAGCGUGCUACACUUCUGUCUGCUCUACUCCCUGUACACCUUCGAGUACAAGUGGUACAACAUGGGUUUAGAGGUGCACACCCGGUUAUCAUUGAUAGAAAUCAACUGGCCCUACUUUGUUGGGUUUGGCCUGCCCAUGGCGUUGGCGACGUCGCUAUCUUCCUCCACUGUGAUCAGUGGCUGCAUCUUCUCCAUCCUGUUCCCGCUUUUCAUCAUCAGUGCCAACGAUGCUCAGGAGCCCGCUCAGCCAUUUGAGUUCCCAUUAAAGCUGUUCACACCAGUGAGGGUUAUCACAAAUGCAGUGUUCCACCGAUCCAUGACCAACAAAACCAGGAACCCAUCUGGUAACCAAGCAACACCGAAGAGGACACCAACCCGUGAUGCCAAACAAUCAAGGUGAUCCUUGACCUUGACCUUGACCUUGUGAUGUAUCUGUAAGAAUUCCUGAGAGUGACUUUGAUCUUCUUUGAUGACGUGGGAUAAGACAAAACAUGGAAUGCCAAGGUCAAAGGGAUGAUAAAGAUCAAGGUCAAAGGGAUGAUAUAGGUCAAGGUCAAUUAUUGGAACAACGGUCAGUGCCAAAUUCAAAGUUCAAAUAAACUUCAAGGAAAAGCAAUGAAAAUAUAGAGGACAGCUGAGCUGGAAGGGUAAUGUGAAAAAUGAGAAAACAUACUGUAUCUUUCCUUUCCAUUUCGUUCAAUUAUUCAGCCAGGAGUGAUAUUUUUAUUGUCUUGCAACAAUGUCCUACAUAUAAUGUGUACUUCUAAACUUGCUUUUGUGUCGCAGAGCAAAACAAUAUCUAUUAUUUCACUGAAAAUAGAUGUACCUGGAGUGAAACCUGUAGUCAGCUCACAUUCCAGACAAAGAUGUUGGCAGUGUCAGUAUACAAACAUUCGUCACGAUAUGGCUGAAAUAUUGCCGAUGUGACGUUAAACUUUAACUCACUCACUCAGUAUACAAACAAAUGUACAAAUAAUCACAAGGAAUGAGUAUCAAAUAUUGCAGGAGGGAGAGACAAUCUGUACUUCCGUGUUGCUGGUAUAUUUUCCUCCAUAUAUUUCCCCAUGGCCUUGUGUUCUGAUAAAAGGGGGGAUUUCAAUCACAAAUGGAGACAUCAGCUGUCUGUCUGAUGCUGGAACGAUGUUACAAAAAACCACCUGUGACUUCAAAGAUGGCAUCUUGGAUUAUUUGCGAAAACCCAUUGCUAUGAUGACACAUUGCUGCGAGCAAAAGUGAAACAGUCGGACAUUUGGUGUUGAUUGCCAACUAGCAUGAUACAGAUAUAUAUACCCUGUGAGAAUUACUGAAAAUGUUGCACUGAUAUCCAUGGCAUACGUUCAUCCUGAUCCUACUGUGCACAUGUUCGUUACUCUUGUUCAAGUCCCUAUGUAUGUACAAUGUAUCGACACUCUUACCUGACUGCACAACCCACGCUUGCCAUAAGAGGUAACUAUGCUUGUAAGAGGUGACUAACGGGAUCAGGCUUGCUGGCUUAAGUGACUUUAAAAGUCCAGUUUCCACCAUUGCCAAAUUUUGCUGGAAUAAUGGAAUUGCAUUUUGGCAAGACUAUUAAGUCUGUGCAUAGUCCAAUCAGGAUCCCUGACGAAAUCCACAUCCUGUUCCUAAACAACAUGGCAAGUGCUGUGCCAAAUUCAUUCGAUUGCAAGAUUUGCAGAGCGUGUAUGACAGAUAUUUUCCAAGCCUUUUCAUAAUCUUAAUCUAGGUCUUUAAGUGGUUUGAUGCACUUUGCGAGGUGAAACCUGUUUUGUUGCAAAACAAAUCUAUAUUAUCGAUGUGAUUGUCUUGACUUGGUGCCACCAUUUUUUUUUAAGCAAUAUGAAGUGAUAUGAGAGGUGAGUGGUCUGUAGGGGGGACAUAGAAGGGACAUAACUCAUAUUAACCACUGCUGGCACUAUGAUUGAACCACAAAAUUCCAGCCAAGUUCAGCAAGCCUGGAAACUGGACUUUUCAGUAAAACUCCCUUGCCUCAGGAAGAUGUCCCCCAACCUGGACUCUCAGAAUAUCCCCAUGAGAUGUUGAGUUGUGUAUUAGGAUCAUCCUUAGAGGCAUGGUUCUCACUUCACAAAUGUGGCCCUGUGAUUGUAUUGCAAUGCAGAAAUACAUUAUCCAUUUUGACAUGAUGUUGAUGAACAAGAGCUGCCAUGAACAGCAGACUCCCACUGGUUGUUCAGUGUCGAACUUCAGCUGCGUUAUUGCUGGCUCACAAAUAUUUUAUUUAUUUAUGUACAUUAAGUCUUGCUUUCACAUAUGUAUAUACUAGUACAUGUAUGUAAUUUAUGGUGUGUGUGUAGCAUGGCGUUAAAAGGUCUGUGGUUGAAAUCCCAUAAGGGAACAUUUUAUAGCUGCUGCAUGUGUUAUGAGGACAAUGUGGCACUUCUAUAUCAGUAGGGGCGGUCGGGUUGCCUAGUGGUUAAAGCUUUCACUUGUCACGCCGAAGACCCAGGUUUGAUUCCUGACAUGGGUACAAUGUGUGAAGCCCAUUUCUGGUGUCCUCCACCGUGAUAUUGCUGGAAUAUUGCUAAAAGCGGCAUAAAACCUCUCACUCACUCACUCACUCACUAUAUCAGUAAUACUGAAAUGGAUGGCAGUAAGUGUCACCUUCUGUUCUGUGAUGGAAUAACUGUGGUUCUAUAUCUAAACUCACUCAACAAGAAGUCUUCAGCAAAUUUUUAUCUUUAAAAUGUCCAAAUUGCCCAUUACAAAACUUCUGUUCAGGUUAGCAUAAUUGCAAGGGAUGUCAUGGCUUUGCAAGAUGGACUUCUAGCAAACUGAUUACAGGGCUAAUAAAGAAGAAACUUUGUAUUCAUUGCAUUGGCUGCAAUCUAAAUUCUAAAUUCCAAACACCUAAAUUUAAGAAACUAUUAACUUUAUAAAGUUUUGAUUUUGGACUAAAUAUGUUUUUACUUCAAUUUGCCUGGCAUGGGGCACAUAGUUUGAAAUCUUGGAUGAAUCUGUGGGUUGUCUUUUCUGUCUUUGCAAAGAUUAGGAUGACACAAAUGAAGUGACCCAUUAUCUGUGACAUAGAUGAGCUGGGUAUCAGAUCCAGGUCAUGUUGCUCAGAAACUGUCCUGUGAACUUAGACUGGGUCCGCAUACUCAGUGUUUUUGCUAAAAAGUGGUGACAUCCAAACUAUGUGGUACAAAUCGGUACCAUUUCCGUUGAUAGAUGCUCAUGCGUAUCAUUCUUAAUUAUGACUGUAAAUGUACAUGGAGAUAUGUCAACACUUUGAAAGUUUGUUUUGUUUGAUAAAAAUUAUUAGUAUAAUAUUACAAAUUACUUUGUGUUCAUUUUUUUCGGUAACAAUAUUACUUAACAAAAUUUUGCCGUUUGUUUUCACUCAAAACCUGUAGACCGCUGAAUGGUAGAUUUUGUGUUGUCUGAUGACAGCCUACGAGAAAUCAGGCACUAGUUUAGAUAGAUGGGAGCCUUGUCAACAAUGACCAGAAACCCUUGGCAAACUGAAGCACAAGGUAAGAAAAAAGUUUGUAUGAGGUCAAUGAUGUGUUAGGAAUUAACAGGGUGACCAACCAUGAACAGUUUGCAUUGUAUAAACAUUACAUUUUGAAAACAUGUAUUGCGAGGAAUAUUGUGGCCCAAUUUUUGUUAUAACUUGAUGUUACUUAUAUGUUAGUUUGUGUGAUGAUAAUUUUUAUGAAUAUGUUUAUUCAUUGCUGGCCAACAGCGGCCAAGGUAUUUUUGUUCAUUAAUUACCCCUGCUGUAAUUGGCAUAUUGUUUACUUUGAUUAAUGGGUGACGUCAACAGGUGUCUGUAUCUCAGCAUGGUAAGUCUGCAAUGUGCAACAAAAAUGUCUACGGUGACUUUGAACUUUGCAGCUUUUUUUGGUCUAAAAUUAUGGAAAAAGUAGGUUUAUAGAAAAAUUUCACAAAAGUUGUAUUUGAAUCAUAAUAUUGUAAAUUCGGAAUAAAAUUUGUAUUAUGCUAGCUGGUGAGAGUAUACAUAUUUGUAUUCCUAAUGUGAUAUUUAUGAUACAGAAAGACAGGCGGCUAAUAAUUUGUUUAUCAUGAUCUCAUUCUUUAAAGAAUCCAGGUUUAAUACAUAUAGCUAUUUUCACUUUAGUAGCUUUAUAAUCUGCAUAGGAAUACAGAGCCUGAGUGAACUGCCCCAUUUAAAAUGUAGUGCCAAAUGAUUUCCAGGCUUGUUUGUUAACAUAAGCACUCACGCACCGGGAAAUCACUAUCUAAUCAUGUAGGGAAUGUUAUGUGAUGAUCUUUAAGCAAGUAGGCAUCCAAACGAUGUACAAAGCUGAGUGAAAGUAGUUCCUGCGAGCUGACCUCAUUUACAGAUUUUUAUUGGAUUGUGAUGCCAAGAUAAUUGGAUUGAUUUAUCUACCGAUAACACUGUCCAUUACAUGAUAAUUUUGGUUGUGUUGAUUAUUGGGUUGGUUUGUAUUUUCUGAAUUUUAAAUAAACCCCACUAGAUUCUGUAACAAAACAUUGCAGAGACGAGUGAAAAACGAAUGAUGGACGCGGUUGAAAACAUAGGAUCCAUAGCGACAGAAUAACGCUGAAAUCUGAUUGGGUGAACAUUCUCAUAGCUCCUCCUCUUUGUGGAUGUGCUAUGGGUGUUAAUCACCAGAAACAAAAAUACCCUCGACUGGUGAUGGUGAAACAAUGAUCAUAAUACUGCCGACAUACCUCAGAUUGUUUCUGUACAUAGAUAUACAUAUAGGCAUGUGCAAGAAUGAUUUCAUCACUUGCUGUUUCCUUAUUAAUGGCAAAGCAAUAAUCAGCCGAUUCCAACAGAAAGUUAUAACUGUUGGAUGUAUUAAUGUUUACGUAAUUUUACGUUACUUGUUGAAAGUCAUUAUGAAGACACCACCUACUUUUUUUGAUAAUCUGUUCAUUGAUUUCUUCAUACUGAAACACAUAUGAUUACUCACUGUAUACAUAUGACAGACACUAUACAUAUUAUCAGAUAUAUGUAUAUGGGCACACGUGGCAGUCAUCUUAGGUUCGGUGUGCAGAGUUAUGUCCCUUAGGCAUGCCAGAAUCCUCAAUUCCCCCUGAUCGUGAUUCUUGGUAUGACAGUAUUAGUUGGUCUAUGGAGUCACCAAUCCUGUAAUGACUUAAGAUCACUAUUGCUUGGGGCUGGUUAAACCCAGUUCAUUCCGAGAAUUGCUUAUGACAACUUAGAAAUAUCAUUCUCAGAAGUCUCUCUUCCUUUUUUGUUUCUAAGACCUGGUGGGGUGGAUAGCCCAGUGAUUAAAGCGUUCGCUCGUCACGCCGAAGACCCGGGUUCGAUUCCCGACAUGGGUACAAUGUGUGAAGCCCAUUUCUGGUGUCCCCCGCCGUGAUAUUGCUGCAAUAUUGCUAAAAGCGGCGUAAAACCAUACUCACUCUUAAGACCUGGUUGGCGAUUCCAUAUGCCAAGUAAAAUAUAAGAACCAUAUGCCUUCGAUUGUGAAGAAUCUUGUCUCAUGAAUUUUUGUUGACAAACAUUGAUUCCAGAUUUGAAUGAUUUUGUCAGUCAGAACAUCUACCUAUUUUGUAAUAUUAUCAACUGUCAAAAAUAUCUGUCAAGUGAACACAGAACGCAGUGGAUAAAACUAGUCACUGGGAAGUGGAGAUGUGGUGGAAGCCUUUUUCAUGUCACUGUAGCUUUGAACGAUUGUUGCGAUUUUUACCUGAUUUUGAUGGUGCUAACACAUGUAGCCAUGUAUUUAACUAUAACAUUGUGUGGUGUAUAGCAGGCCUACGUGUAUAUUUUCAUUGCUUGUGACAGAUUUCAUAUUUCUGUUUUCACUACUAUAUCCUGCUAUUUAGAGCUAUAUAAAAUGUAUUUUAUGAA
This is a messenger RNA of Haliotis rufescens (red abalone), 6642 nucleotides long. Its product is annotated as etoposide-induced protein 2.4 homolog. NCBI's taxonomy places the organism in Eukaryota, Metazoa, Mollusca, Gastropoda, Lepetellida, Haliotidae. The transcript is spliced from 10 exons. The record is from RefSeq and is a predicted model, not a curated record. Gene Ontology annotation, biological process: macroautophagy. Gene Ontology annotation, cellular component: endoplasmic reticulum. The coding region runs from base 199 to 1212 and encodes 337 amino acids.